AUGGAGCUGGGGGUCAGCACCUGCUCCUGGCCCGGUUCCCAGGCAGGUAUGGACCUCAGCAGUGCUCAGGACCAGCCAGUGGCUGCAGAGGGCCAUGAGGUUCUGACUGAUGGUGACCUGACCCAAUCCCAAGAAAUGGAGAGUAUGGAUCAUGGGGAAGAUGUGAAGGAACACAAUCUGUCUAAGGAGGAAGCAGGAGAUGAAGUGGUUCAAGUGAAAGGUGAAUACAGUGAGAGGGAGGAGAGUGCUUUAAAUUCAGAGCCUGUGGAGACUCCAGAAGAAGCUGAGAUGCCUUUCAGCUACCCCAGGGAAUACCCUGACUAUGAAAGCAUUAAACUGGAGAGACAUCCUGGCUCCUAUGACAGCAUCAGGCCAGCCAGUGGGAAAAUGAAUUGUGACAUCUGUGGGCUGGCCUGCAUCAGCCUCAAUGUCUUGAUGGUCCACAAACGGAGCCACACUGGUGAGCGUCCCUUCCAGUGCACGCAGUGCGGAGCUUCCUUCACCCAGAAGGGAAACCUCCUGCGCCACAUUAAGCUCCACACGGGGGAGAAGCCUUUCAAGUGCCACCUCUGCAGCUAUGCCUGCCAGAGGAGGGAUGCCCUGACAGGCCACUUAAGGACACACUCUGUGGAGAAGCCUUACAAGUGUGAGUUCUGUGGAAGGAGCUACAAGCAGAGGAGCUCCCUGGAGGAGCACAAGGAGCGGUGCCGCACGUACCUGCAGAGCGCUGGCGUGGCUGAGCCUGCCAGCAUGGAGGCAAGGCACAGCAAGGCAGAGAUGGGGACUGAAAGAGCCCUGGUGCUGGACAGGCUGGCAAGCAACGUGGCAAAGAGAAAAAGCUCAAUGCCUCAGAAAUUCAUUGGCGAGAAGCAGCAGGGCUUGGACCCUGGCUACGGCUGCCCCGCGCCGUACGAGAGGGAGGGCACAGCCGCGCGGGGCGGUGCCAUGGACCAGGUCAUCACUAACGCCAUCACCUACCUGGGGGCCGAAGCCCUGCGCCCCCUGCUGCGGACCCCCCCGGCCCCCAGCGCCGAGGCGGUGCCAGUCAUCAGCAGCCUCUACCCCCUGGCGCUCGCCCGCGCCCAGGUGCCCAACGGCGGCUCGCACCCCGGGGACAGGAGCCUGGCCUCGGACAGAGGUCUCUCCCCCAGCCACAGCGGCCAGGACUCCACGGACACGGACAGCAACCACGAGGAGAGGCAGAGCCUCCCCUGCCCCCAGAGCCAGGCGGCCCCCGGCCAGCCCCGCAACGGCCUCCAAGCCCUGGGGGAUUUCCCCAGGCCCCCUCACGACCUCCUCAGACCCUCCGCCCUCUGCCCCCGCGACGCCCUGAGGGUGGUGAACGAGGAAGGGGAGGCGCUGGGGGUCUACAGGUGCGACCACUGCCGCGUCCUCUUCCUGGACUACGUGAUGUUCACCAUCCACAUGGGCUGCCACGGCUUCCACCACCCCUUCCAGUGCAACGUCUGCGGCUACCGCGGCCACGACCGCUACGACUUCUCCUCACACAUCGCCCGCGGCGAGCACAGCCUCGUCCUCAAGUGA
Messenger RNA from Indicator indicator, 1545 nucleotides. It is a transcript of the gene IKZF3, whose product is annotated as IKAROS family zinc finger 3. The transcript has 8 exons. The record is from RefSeq and is a predicted model, not a curated record. Lineage: Eukaryota; Metazoa; Chordata; Aves; Piciformes; Indicatoridae. Gene Ontology annotation, molecular function: DNA-binding transcription factor activity; RNA polymerase II cis-regulatory region sequence-specific DNA binding. Bases 1 to 1545 code for a protein of 514 amino acids. Gene Ontology annotation, biological process: regulation of transcription by RNA polymerase II.